GGUCUUUUUUUCUCGCCUUCUUCAAUUAUAGCACCAGGGAAGACGAGGAGAACGCCGGGGAGGCACGAGCGAGGGCGGCCCACCUCCAUAGCCAGGCUGCUGCUGCUGCUGCUGCUGCUGCGGCGGCGGCUUCAGGGGAAGAGACAGAUAGAGAGAGAUAGAAUUGAACCCAUGAUUCUUUUUCGCAGGGUCCUUCGGUUUUGAUCUCCCCUUCCCCCGAAUCGGGUCCUCGUUGGAUUUGGUUCUUCUUCUUCUUCUUCGAGGAAUCUCUCUCCCCCGGUUGGAUUGCUCGUAGCUUACCGGCGUUUCUUCCUGCAUUGUAUUUGCACAUGGGAGCAGAGGUUGGCUUGCAUGCUUUUUGAAGCCCAAAGUAAUUCAGUCAAGGGAUGUUCCACCGAAACAAGUAGAGACUCGGGUUCAAAGGGUGAAAAGACCAAGCAAAUCAGAAGAUUUUUGGAGUUCAACCACCUUUGAUAUGGACCACAGCGCAGUCCACUCACAAGGAAGCAUGUCGUCAAUCAGUACAUCACAGACCCUCAGUGCACAUGUGGGUACCAGUUCUGGUGGAACUCCUGAAUUUGUCAAUCAUGGUCUUCUUCUCUGGAAUCAAACUCGGCAGCAGUGGAUAGGUAAUAAAAAGGAUGAGAACCGACCGAAACAGGUCUUGGAACCUAGACUGAGUUGGAAUGCAACGUACGAAAGUUUACUCGGAAGCAAUAAGCGGUUUGCUCAACGUGUCCCUCUCGCAGAAAUGGUUGAUUUUCUUGUGGACAUCUGGGAACAGGAAGGGAUGUAUGACUAACCGAGUCUUCCUUUUUUUGUUGGGAUCAUUGGGCGCACUGUUUAAUCUUCCUUAUGUAUGUUGCACCAAGUCAACUCUGGUUCAUUGAAUUGAAUUGCUUUUGAAUCGAAAGGCGAUUGUUUUAGGGUAAA
This is a messenger RNA of Eucalyptus grandis, 933 nucleotides long. RefSeq lists its product as uncharacterized. The coding region runs from base 476 to 802 and encodes 108 amino acids. The transcript has 6 exons. The record is from RefSeq and is a predicted model, not a curated record. Lineage: Eukaryota; Viridiplantae; Streptophyta; Magnoliopsida; Myrtales; Myrtaceae.